UAAGACUACAUUAUUUUGUCUUUUAUUAGGUCCAAAAACCCUAUUAUGCACCCUCUUUUGGUCCACCGACUUUGAGUGCCUGACGCUGCCUCCUCCUUCACCGGGGGUAAGGUUUUACAAGCAGCGUUACCACAUUGACCCCAAGAUCAGCUUGGUUAAGAGAUAAAAUGGGCGCACCUGAUAUGGCAGAAUUGAAUUUCACUGAUUCUGAGUUGCCUUCCCGUGUUAGGAAUGCUCUUAGAGCUGCUGUUAAGGGUGACAGCGACUUUUAUAACCAGCUUGUAGCAGUGAUACACCAUAAGGAACGUCUGGCUGCAGAUGAGGUGGCUCUUCUUCUGGCGUGUCUGAAAGCAGUCAGGGGAGCCGUUUCGUGUAUAGACAUUGUUCAUCAUAGAGCGCUUCUUGCCGCCAUAUUUGGAAUGAGUUUGUGGAACUACGGGAAUGAUGUGAUGGAUGCAUUGGUUGGAUUACUUGUUUCCUUGGCGUCAUCAAGUGGGGAAUAUGUUGAUUUGUGCUUGGAUAUGCUUGUUGUGAAUUUCGUGCCUCCAUUCACUUCUCCUUCUGCUACGUAUUUUCUGGAACUUUUGAAAAAACCUCACGGUCUUGCUAAGAAGAGUCAAGUUCUUGACCGGGUCCACUCAACCUUGAAAGAUAUUGCAAAUGUAGUCCCACUUUCACCUGUGAGACUGGAGAAGAUAGUGAGGGAUAGAAUGCCUAACAUAUACGCCAAAGAACCAACGCAGCUACUAUGCCUGAAUGAAAGAAAAUUGCUGAGGCUGUGGUUCAGCACCAUGAUGCAAGGUGCACAUCGUCUGCCUUUUUUCGUCUAUGCAAAAGCCUUCAGAAAGAUUCAUCAAGACAAGACGCCCUUCGCAGAUGCAAUAAAAAGGCACAUUGUUAUGUACGUGGAGAAUAUGUUGAGGUUAGAGGGCGGUGUGAUGGGCGAACUAAUUGGGAGCACUAUUCUCGUCGCAUUAGUGGAUAGACUGAUUGAGUUGGAUGUGGAAAUAGCAUGGGAUGACAUUUUACAGGAAGAUUUUCAUAAGGGUAUAUUUGAUAUGGAACUUGAGGACCUCAACGGGAAUGCAGACGAUAUCGAACAAGAUUCAAAUGAGCUGACACGGGAAGCCUUAAUACAAAGGUUCUUUAGUGGAAACUUAGUUGCUGAAAAGUUAGAUAGCCUGAUGGUGCUCACAUUUGAACACAUUAAAUCCUGUUUUGAGAGUGGACGUCUCGCUCAGGUGUUUGAGAUCCUUCUCCAAUCAUUUCAGAAAACAGUUUUGACUGCAUAUAAAGCAAAGUUUACCCAGUUUGUCAUGUUCUACGCUUGCUCACUGGAUCCUGAAAAUUGUGGAAAGAUGUUCCUGAACAUGCUUCUAGAUAUCUUUGUGAGCAGUCUCAAUCCCGAAUGGAGAAUGGGUGCUGUUGCAUAUCUUGCUAGUUAUUUAGCUCGUGCUAAAUUCGUGCCGGUAUCAUUUGUUGCUGACAUGCUGGAAAGUGUGGUGAACUGGUGCUUCCUAUAUUGCAAAAACCAGGAUGGUGACAUUAAUCCAAAAGCUCAUAAAGUAUUUUAUGCUGGGUGCCAGGCAAUUAUGUAUGUUCUCUGUUUUCGGAUGAGACAAAUUGUGGCCAUACCCCGCCUCAAGUCCCAGCUACUGCUCAUGCGUAUUGAGGAUGUCAUUAGACACCCAUUAAGGCCAUUGCAGGUAUGCCUGCCAUCAAUAGUAGAAGAAUUUCUUCGGCUGGUGAAGGCAAAUGGUGUAUUUUCUCUGCCUCAAAGUUCCGUUAACUUUGGUCUCCUUGAAUCAGAAAAUUCAAUGGCGUUUGGCGGAAUAAAAAGAUUGGACAUGUUUUUUCCAUUUGAUCCCUGCCUAUUAAAGAAAUGUGACAGCUAUAUCCGGCCAAAUUAUGUCUAUUGGUCAAUGGUAAGAAGUAGUUAUGAUGAUGACGAUGAUGGAGAAGGUAUGAGCUAUGAAGAUGAAGAUGAAGAUGAAGAUGUUGCUGUAGCCUAUGAAGGAGAUGGAAUGAGUAUUCCGGACAAUGGGAGUCGGAGGAGUUACGAUGAGGAAAAUUCUGAUGCCGAUGAAUUUGAAUAUUCCCUGGACAAAAUGUCUAUUACACCUAGAGACUCGAGCAGUAAGUUUGGAGGCGGACAACAAAGAUUCAUGCAGAUGCCAUCGAAAAUCAGGCCUUCAAUGAGUCCCGAGUCUUAUUGAUUUUAAACUUGUUGUGAUUGGUAGGUUGUUUUCGUAUAGUGUAUUAGAUCUAUUUUACCUGUUUACUGAACUACCGGGCUCAUUACUCCCGAACCAUAUGUACACUUGGAAUUUUGUUUGGCUCCCAACUGCAAAGUGUUGGCUAGCAAAGACAAUUUUUUUAUGCUAAUUUCUGUCUCUAUGUAUUCAAUUGGGACUCACAAAAUUUUUUUAAGACUUUUUAAAGUGAGUGACUUUGGUGGAUUUUGUGAAAAUUUUAAAGACUUUGGUGUACAUUAUGAGACUUCCAUAGCGAAAUUUUACCAAUUUG
This is a messenger RNA of Striga asiatica, 2526 nucleotides long. The record is from the annotation of a GenBank genome assembly. NCBI's taxonomy places the organism in Eukaryota, Viridiplantae, Streptophyta, Magnoliopsida, Lamiales, Orobanchaceae.